CUAGUACGAGUCUACAACUCGCUGUCACUGUGAAGCACAAACGACCAGGCCUCAUUAAUCAUUCAUCAUUCGCCAACCCACUUUUUUGUGAGGGCACCCUAUUGUAUUGAAUCAUGGCUCGCUUGCAUCGAGUCUCAAUAUACUCCUCCAUCCUUAUUUCGAUUUAUCUACUGGUGUUGUUCGAGGUCCUGCCCAUAACACUCAUUGAUGUCAGUAUAGCCCAAGAGAUUCUUCCUGUCAUUCCGUGGUGGCUCUUGGUGUCAUUCGGGUCGUAUUCCCUCUGGAGUCUCGGCUGGAGGGUGUUUACAUUCCGUGACUGUCCCGAGGCCUAUCACGAGCUGCUGCAGGAAAUCAAUGAAGCCAAAAACGAUCUCCGAAGUCGGGUUGUCACUGUCGACUGAGGUGUCUCCUUCACUUAUUCCUACACCUGUGUUUGAGACUCGCUUCAAAUUACGUACUGGAAUGCAGAUGUAGUUUAUAUUCGACUCAAAUGCCAGUCCCACGAGUCUCAAUUCUAUAAUGGUGAGGGUCAAGUCCACCCUCGCCUCUUCAUUCACUUCAUCAUUCAUACCACAUAUGAA
Messenger RNA from Suillus subaureus, 581 nucleotides. RefSeq names its product dolichol-phosphate mannosyltransferase subunit 3. NCBI's taxonomy places the organism in Eukaryota, Fungi, Basidiomycota, Agaricomycetes, Boletales, Suillaceae. Gene Ontology annotation, biological process: GPI anchor biosynthetic process. The transcript has 3 exons. Gene Ontology annotation, cellular component: dolichol-phosphate-mannose synthase complex; endoplasmic reticulum membrane. Bases 114 to 401 code for a protein of 95 amino acids. The record is from RefSeq and is a predicted model, not a curated record.